Messenger RNA from Andrographis paniculata, 2065 nucleotides. RefSeq names its product katanin p60 ATPase-containing subunit A1. The record is from RefSeq and is a predicted model, not a curated record. NCBI's taxonomy places the organism in Eukaryota, Viridiplantae, Streptophyta, Magnoliopsida, Lamiales, Acanthaceae. The transcript has 8 exons. Gene Ontology annotation, biological process: microtubule severing. The coding region runs from base 178 to 1749 and encodes 523 amino acids. Gene Ontology annotation, molecular function: ATP hydrolysis activity; microtubule severing ATPase activity; microtubule binding. Gene Ontology annotation, cellular component: microtubule cytoskeleton.
UCCAAAUUCUUCAGCAAUUUUCCAUUACUGUUAUCGCGAAUCUUUCAGUGUUCUUCCAAUUUUUGUCCUGCGGGCUUUGAUUCGGUGAUUUGGAUUCGUGUGAAAUCCUGAUUCAAGCAAAAGCUGGGAAUUUUUUAGGAAUUGUUUACGUAUAGCGAAAUUGUGUGAGAACAGGAAAUGGUGGGAUCUACGCUGGCAGGCUUGCAAGAUCACGUGAAGUUGGCCAGAGAGUAUGCAAUCGAAGGACUCUACGACACUGCCAUUAUCUUCUUCGAUGGCGCCAUUGCUCAGAUCAACAAGCAUUUGAAUACUGUUGAUGAUCCAUUGCUCCGUACGAAAUGGAUGAAUGUAAAGAAAGCAAUUUCUGAAGAAGUGGAGGUUGUGAAGCAGUUAGAUUCAGAGAAAAGGUCGUUCAAGGAGGUUCCUGUUGGUAGACGAGUUAAUUCUCCUCCAAUAUCAGCCAAAUCAUCAUUUGUGUUUCAGCCAUUGGAUGAAUAUCCAACUUCUUCUGGUGCUCCAAUGGACGACCCCGAGGUGUGGAGGCCACCUAGUAGAGAUCCUACAGGUAGGCGGCCGACACGACCUGGUGCAGUGGGCACGAGGAAGUCACCUCAAGAUGCAACUUGGGCUCGUGGAGCUACAGCUAGAACUGCAGGGCGUGGAGGAAAGACAAGCGUUUCUAGUAAGGUGAACACCGGAGUCCGGGCAUCGACUGCUGGGAAAAAAGCUCCGGGGAGUGGGAAGUCUGCCUCCGGGAAGGCAGACGCUGCAGUAAGUAGUGGAGAAUCGGAGGAAGCAAAGCCGAAAAAAGUUCAGUAUGAAGGUCCUGAUGGAGACUUGGCUGCUAUGCUUGAAAGGGAUGUCUUGGACUCUAGUCCUGGUGUUAGAUGGGAUGAUGUGGCGGGGCUGAGCGAAGCGAAAAGACUACUAGAGGAAGCUGUGGUUCUUCCACUUUGGAUGCCCGAAUAUUUCCAGGGAAUUCGGAGGCCAUGGAAGGGUGUUCUUAUGUUUGGUCCUCCAGGUACCGGAAAGACUCUUCUUGCUAAAGCCGUUGCAACUGAAUGUGGGACAACAUUUUUUAAUGUCUCUUCUGCAACAUUGGCUUCUAAAUGGCGUGGAGAAAGUGAAAGGAUGGUGCGUUGCUUAUUUGAUCUUGCUCGAGCUCAUGCUCCCAGUACAAUAUUCAUCGAUGAGAUUGACUCUCUCUGCAAUGCUCGUGGGGCUUCUGGGGAGCAUGAAUCUUCUAGAAGAGUGAAGUCUGAACUUCUAGUUCAGGUAGAUGGUGUUAAUGCUUCUUCCACAAAUGAAGAUGGUACGCGCAAGAUAGUGAUGGUUUUAGCAGCUACUAAUUUUCCUUGGGACAUAGACGAGGCGUUAAGGAGACGGCUGGAGAAAAGAAUAUAUAUUCCAUUACCAAACUUCGAGAGUCGUAAGGAGCUUAUCCGGAUAAAUUUGAAAACUGUUGAGGUAGCUCAAGACGUGGACAUUGAUGACGUUGCACGCCGAACAGAGGGAUACAGUGGAGAUGAUCUAACAAAUGUUUGUCGAGAUGCCUCACUAAAUGGCAUGAGGCGCAAGAUAGCAGGAAAGACAAGGGAUGAGAUCAAGAACAUGCCAAAAGAUGAGAUCUCAAAGGAUCCUGUCGCCAUGUGCGACUUUCUAGAAGCCAUCACUAAGGUUCAACCCAGUGUAUCUGCAGCUGAUAUCGAAAAACAUGAGAAAUGGUUUACUGAAUUUGGGUCAGCAUAAGGCGACAAUGGCAAGGGCAAUGUCCCGUUUGUUUCUCUUUUGUAGUAAAAUCGUGCGCCCCAUCGUAAGCGAGCUUGUUUGUUUAUUCGCCCGUCUUCUGGUAAAAUUUGUUGUGUGUGUGUGUUUCUAAAUACAAUCGAUCGAUGUUUUGAUUUGUACGGUUUCAAUUUGAUGUUGUUGCUACCAUUUAUGCCCUUUUGGAAGGUCUUCUUUAUCUAUUUAUUUUGGGUAAAGUUACUGUGCUGAUCAAUUAAUUUUGAUAGUGAAAUAGUAAUCGCAAACCGAAGGCAAUGAUCAAUUAUGGCGUGUAUUUUCA